Messenger RNA from Capsicum annuum, 2415 nucleotides. RefSeq lists its product as uncharacterized. The record is from RefSeq and is a predicted model, not a curated record. The coding region runs from base 61 to 663 and encodes 200 amino acids. Lineage: Eukaryota; Viridiplantae; Streptophyta; Magnoliopsida; Solanales; Solanaceae. The transcript is spliced from 3 exons.
AUGCAUCUUCCAUAUUAAGUUUUUAAUGCUAGAAAACUUUGUUGGGAUGUAGAUUUGGUUAUGACAUUGCCUUUUCUGGUUAACUGUACGAAUAGGAAAUUCAUGGUUUACUCAGGCAAGGUGUUUCUGCUGAUAAAAUUUUCACUCAACUAUCACCAUGGGCUUCUGCACUUUUCAAAUUUUUAUCGCAUUUUAUCAGAAAACAGCUUCUCUUGCACCCAGAAUCAGAUGACUCUGCUCAGCUAUCGCAGGUUGAUUUCUGUUAUUGCAUCGGAACUUGACAUAGAUCAAGUGAAGAAAAAUAUAGAUGUUCGUUAUAUUGUUGACGAAAAUAUGGCUUCAAUGGUUAUUAGAAACGACAAUGGUAUUAAGGUUUACGUUGAGUUAAAAAAAAUAUUUAUAGAUUUUGUAAUGUAUCCGUUAUGCAUUACGACAAGGGAUAAAUCGACUGAAGAUCGAGAAUUUGAUGUUGAAACUGGUACGAUUAUGUGUGUCGACGGAAUGGAAUCAGAUGCAUCUGCACUUGCCGUUGUUGAUUCUAAUAAUCAAUACGCUUUGUAUGUAUCAGAAAUUGAAACUAGUAAAUUCAUCACCGAUUGUCAUUUGGUUGAGAUUUUACGGUGUUUGAAUGAAUCAAUUUCAAUAUUAACAAUACCAAAGUAAUGAAAUUAUUGUUGGAGAAAGUAUUUCUUUUUUGAGAUUGAUUUCAAAAAACAAUCCCCUUCGAUGAAAAUUCCAGAAAAAUUCUCUCACAUCUGUUUUCUUUUCUAAUUUCUUUAUUUUGAAUAUGUUAUGAAUAUCUCCAUUUUGUUGAGAUUUACAGUGUUUGAAAUAAAUUUCAAUAUGAAAAAUAUAAAAGUAAUGAAAUUAUUGUUGGAGAAAGUGUUUCGUUUUUGAGUUGAUUUCGACAAUCGCAAUCAAAUUUGGUAUUGAUAAUCAAGAAAAAAAUCGACGCAAGAUACGUUGUCAAAGAAAAUUCAUCGUCAAUGAUGAUUCGGAAGAUAAUGAAGUAAAAGGUUUAUGUUGAGUUCAAGAAUAAUAUUUUCGAAUUUGUAAUGUAGCUCGAAUGAUGGUAUAUUGGUGUUGUAAUAUGAUAUAUUACUGCUUAUAUUUAAUGUAUCAAGUCACAAAAGAUGCAUCUAUGACUUCUUUUCGAAAGAGAAUUGAUAUUUAUAUUUCAAGAUACAUAGCAUGUUUCACGUAUUCUGAUUAAUUUGUUGCUUUGUUUUUAGUUGGUCUAACGUUGAAUAUUGUUUAAACAAUAUUGUAGUAUAUUUCAUUUGAGAUUUGGUACAUUUUGAUGUAUUAUAGAAUUUAAUUUUACGGUAUAUUUCCUGUACAUAAACAUGUAAUUUAUUUGGAUUAUCUUGUACAAGCUCAAGCAUUAACAUGCAUUUGAUUAUUUGUCCUUACAAAUUUGAUUUAGACAUAUCAAUAAAUACACCAAAGCAUGUCUACUUAACAAUUUGAGUACUUUUACCCAAAAAAUUCUUAAUAUCAAUAGCAAAUUUAUGAUUGCACGAACUACCAAACCUCAUAGGAUGAGGUGGAACGAAUUUGAUAACAUAUUUCAUCCCGUGCGUUCAGAAAUAUUGAACAUAAUAUAACGCAACAGAAUAAUAAAGACAUAUUUAUUUUAUAAUAUAUUUCUUAACAUAAAUAACAUUAUUAUGUUGGAUGAAUCAGGUGUAAAAGUAUCCAAAACACACACAACUUUUACUAUGUAUUAGAAAUAAUGAAAUAUUUUAUUAAGUUAGAUCUAUGUAUUGGAUUCAAAAUAUUGAAUGUAUCAGGUGUAAAAGAACCCAAAUAACAUACAAAUUUCAGUAUGUAUUAGAAAACAUGCAACAUCUCAGUAAAAUUUGAUAUAUGUAUCAAAUUCAGUAUAUUUAAUGUAUCAGGUGAAAAAAACCCAAAAGACAGACAACUUUUACUAUGUAUCAUAACGAAUGCAAUGUCUCUGUAACAUUACAGCUAUGUAUCGGAUGCAUCGUUUAUAUUAUCGUUUGUUACAUUUUGUAUUAUGAUACAUAAUUAUAAUGUAUAUGGACCAAAUUCAUCUAUCAAAUACAUAAAAAUCAUAUCUUUGAUAGUGGGUCUCUUUCGCAACUUCCUUUCUAUUUCUUUUUCUCUUUAAAACAACAUUCUUUUUUCUUUUUGAAACAACAACAACAGGCUUUUUUUCAUUACUUUCAGCAGCAUCCCGUAACUUCUUCAUCAUUGUCAGAUCGUUUGCGUCAAUGGAAGACCAAUUUUAAAACUAAUAAACUUAAAGAGAAAAAGUCACUAUCAAAUACGAAAAAUCAAAUAAACUUAUAAACUAUCUUCCAUUGAUAGACUAAUAAACUAAAGAAAAUCAAUGAUAUGCAUCGCUUACAACUAAUGAGAAAAACUAAUAAGAAAACUAAUGAGAAA